AUGGGCUCUAUCGAUGAGAACCCCGUUUUCGGCUUUUCGGCCAGCAAGCUACCUCUACAACUCUUCAUCAACAAUGAAUAUGUUGACGCAAAAAAACACCGAGACCAUCACAGUCUCCAAUCCCAAGGAGACUCGCUAGUUUCCGAUAAAGUGCCUGUCGCCGGCGCAGAGGAUGUUGAUGCGGCCUUCGCCCAUCUUCUCGAUAAAAAUAUCAUGGCUCUGGCAGAGCUGAGGAGAAUUACGCUCGGUGCGCCUUAUGGGACAUUUGGCAAGUUGGAAACUGGCAUGGCCGCGGAGUCAUUCCGCUACAAUGCAGGCUGGAUUGACAAAUUUGCUGGGGAGGCGCACCCUCAAGAAGAUGGGUUUAUGAAGAUCACUCGCCAUGAGCCCUUGGGUGUGACUGCAGGAAUCGUCCCGUGGAACGCUCCGCUGGGCACGGUUGGUCUCAAGGCCGCUCCGGCGCUGGCAACGGGUAAUUGUUUCAUCCUGAAACCCUCGAAGACGCCGUUUGCUGCGCUGGCCUUGGGCCUCUUGAUAAAAGAGGCCGGCUUCCCGCCUGGUGUUUUUCAGGUCUUGUCAGACGCUGGGCCGACGGGAGCUCCCCUCGCACGACACAUGCGUAUUCGGAAGGUUAGCUUCACUGGGUCCAUUGGCACCGGGAAACUGAUCCAGAAGAUGGCUGCCGAAUCAAACCUCAAGCGAGUCACCCUUGACCUCGGAGAAACCAACACUGGUCAGGUUUGCUUUGCCGCCUCGCGUGUCUACGUGCAGGAAGGUAUAGUGGACAAGUUCACCGAGAAAUACAAGGCAGCCUUGGAGGAGCGCGCCAAAUCAAUCAAUGACCCUGAAGAGCCAACGACGCUGAUGGGACCCCUGGUGGACGAGGCCCAGUUCCGACGUGUGACGGGUUUUAUCGAGCGAGGUGCACAGCAUGGAGCCAUUCUCACGGGAGGGAAGCGCGUUGGUGAGAAGAAAUACUUCAUCCAACCUACCGUCUUCACAAAUGUCGCGUCCGUUGCCGAGCUGUACAAAGAAGAAAUAUUUGGUCCGGUGUCUAUUCUCAACUCCUUCAAGACAGAAGACGAAGUGCUCCAGGAGGCUAAUGCCACAGAGUACAGACUUAUGGCUGGUGUCUUCACUCAAGACAUCAACAAGGCCAUGCGAAUGGCUAGCAACUUUGAUUCUGGAAUGGUCGGCACUAACUGCGUUAGCCUGAGUAUGCUGAACAUACCCUUUGGUGGCAGCAAGCAGAGUGGUCUUGGUCGUGAAUGUGGACGUGCUGCCCUUGAACAUUUUACCGAGCCGAAGACUAUUAUGAUGAACUUGACAUACUAA
Penicillium maclennaniae is the source of this 1335-nucleotide messenger RNA. RefSeq lists its product as uncharacterized. Gene Ontology annotation, molecular function: aldehyde dehydrogenase (NAD+) activity. The transcript has 3 exons. NCBI's taxonomy places the organism in Eukaryota, Fungi, Ascomycota, Eurotiomycetes, Eurotiales, Aspergillaceae. The record is from RefSeq and is a predicted model, not a curated record. The coding region runs from base 1 to 1335 and encodes 444 amino acids.